UUUCGGAGGGAUCCCUAUGCAAGCAAACCUCGUAGAGGUGACCCCCCCCCAGGCUUGAUCACGAGCUUUCCGUAUCAAACUUGCACACACAUGACGCCAGAUCCCGCUCCCUGCACUGGAUCCCACUACGACUCUGUGGCCGAAAGACAGGCACGGCGCGCAUUCAAACUGUACUGGCAUUCCCACGGGGACUUGAUGUACAACAGAAAGUUUUCCUAUGAAGAAACGCAUACAGAGAUAGACUAUGUGCAAUUGUGAGCAGGCCAAAAUUUCAUGACACGAACGGGUCGCUCUUUCCCGUCAUAAACACAGACAACUGCGGCAGUCGGGGCGGCCACGAUCUGAGAGCAGGAUGCUUUUGCAAACGUCGCGAGUCCCUGGCAGGAGGUGGGAAGAUCAUGGUACACCACGAGUCUUCUUGAAGGACAAUUUUUUAGGUGAGCCAACCGAGAUGUCUGGGUCCUCACAGCAGGGCAUGCCGGCCUUAGCCGACCAUUGAGCGUUUCAAGCCUCUCACACCGCGACGAACAGAGUAAUCCGG
Ectocarpus sp. CCAP 1310/34 is the source of this 541-nucleotide messenger RNA. The record is from the annotation of a GenBank genome assembly. Lineage: Eukaryota; Phaeophyceae; Ectocarpales; Ectocarpaceae.